Messenger RNA from Aureococcus anophagefferens, 1739 nucleotides. RefSeq lists its product as hypothetical. The coding region runs from base 4 to 1656 and encodes 550 amino acids. Gene Ontology annotation, cellular component: histone deacetylase complex. The transcript has 5 exons. The record is from RefSeq and is a predicted model, not a curated record. Gene Ontology annotation, molecular function: protein binding; transcription corepressor activity. Gene Ontology annotation, biological process: regulation of transcription by RNA polymerase II. NCBI's taxonomy places the organism in Eukaryota, Pelagophyceae, Pelagomonadales, Pelagomonadaceae.
GAGAUGGCUCUAUCUGCAGAGGAAGUUAAUUAUCUCGUUUACCGGUACCUGCAAGAAUCAGGGCAUUUGCACUCCGCAUUUACUUUCGCAUAUGAAUCGCUUGUUACGAAAUCCACAAUAGCAGCAGACCAUGCCGACGACGUGCCACCGGGGGCGUUAAUCUCGUUCAUUCAAAAAGGUCUGAUGUAUUUGCAGGUGAGGGUGUUGGCGAUGGCAGCUCAUAGACUGCCGAAUCAGACCACGCCUAUUUCAGAAUCACUUGCAGCCAGCAGCUGUGGUGAGGUCCUUGUCUUUAAGUCAAUUUUCAGACAAUGGAUUACAGGACAAGCAGUUGACAAUGAGAGCUCUAAUACAGAGUAUAGUCCAAAUCUGGUAGAGCAGACAGAGCGAGCAAAACGCAGCAGCAACUUGACAGCGCCGUUGCAAACCUCAGCCGAAGCGAUCUGGGGCGAGGACAUUGUCGUUCUUGCGGGGCACGAAGCUGAAGUAUUUUGUUGUUCGUGGCACCCGCAAGACGACCUGCUUGCGUCUGGUUCGGGGGAUUCGACUGUCAGGCUUUGGAGUAUUCAAGGUGAUACUUCUGCGGCUCAGCUUGCAAAAAUGCCCCCACAGUCCAAGGUCACAACAUUGGAGUGGUCGGCUGACGGAAGCUUGCUUGCAACUGGAUGCAUGGAUGGUAUUGCGCGUUUGUGGUCGCGAGAUGGUAAUUUACGACACUCGCUCGCGGCCCAUUCUGAGUCCAUCUUCUCCCUAAGAUUUGACGCCAUGGGGAAACGACUUCUCACUGGGUCCUAUGACAAGUGUGUCUCAGUCUGGGAUGUUCAAACAGGUACACUGAAGGGUCAAGUCGAGCAAAGAGAUGCUAUUGCUCAGGUGUUCUACGGCACAAAUUUGAAGCUCAUUCAGCCCAGGUUCUUGAUGUUGAUUGGAAGCAUGGUAUUGCGUGUGUCAUGUGUGUGUGUGUGUGUGUGUGUGUGUGUGUGCGUGUGUGUGCGUGUGUGGCACGUUCCUGCGUGCAUAGGGGGCCACCACGGUCGUGAUGUUUUUGCUUCAUGCUCCACUGAUCGUACAAUUGCUGUCUGUGCGCUUUCGGACCUGGGCGUUGAUCACGAACCCGCUAAAGCAACAACAACACCACUGCAAGUUCUUGUCGGUCACGCAGAUGAAGUAAAUGCAAUCAGGUGGGAUCCUUCUGGAAGUUUGCUCGCAUCGUGCUCUGAUGAUCAUAAUGUUUUCGUUUGGCAGCUUGGCCAGUCUCGACCAGUUUAUCGCUUUAGCGAUCACGUGGAGGAGAUAUACACGAUUCGAUGGUCACCCAUGGGAGCUUCAGAUUCAAACGCACCUUUUAGACUUGCAUCUGCAUCGUUCGAUGCAACUGUCCGUCUUUGGGACACCGAGAUAGGUGUCUGUGCAAAUACGCUUCGCAAUCACACCAAGAAAGUCUACACGAUUGCGUUUUCACCUGACGGCACCAUGCUCGCAUCUGGUUCGCUUGGAGGACAGCUUAACAUUUGGUCUGUUUCGACAGGUGACUUGAUUAGGACUUUUAACCACGGAUCUGCUGACAUCUUUGAAGUUGCCUGGAAUGCCAAAGGAAAUCGCCUCGCCGCCACAUCUACGAAUGCUGUCUCAUUGAUAGACAUUCAGAUGAUGUGAGAUCAUUAUAUACUCUUGAGUGUCGUUGCCAACUCGCACAGGAUUCGCCAGCUGGCUGCGGGCAGGACCCCAAAGACCAGAAU